This is a messenger RNA of Tachyglossus aculeatus (Australian echidna), 1298 nucleotides long. Its product is annotated as keratin, type I cytoskeletal 27-like. Lineage: Eukaryota; Metazoa; Chordata; Mammalia; Monotremata; Tachyglossidae. Bases 1 to 1230 code for a protein of 409 amino acids. The transcript is spliced from 8 exons. Gene Ontology annotation, molecular function: structural molecule activity. The record is from RefSeq and is a predicted model, not a curated record.
AUGUCCCACUCCCGGCAAAAAUCAAGUCUCUGGCAAUUCGACUCUGGUCUUGGAGGAGGAGGUUUUGCCGGGAAAAAUCGCGGCCCCGUAGGAGGAGGCUUUUGUACUAUCUUCGGGGACGGUGAGAGAGGCCUGCUCUCUGGCAAUGAAAAGAUAACCAUGCAGAAUCUGAAUGACCGCUUAGCUAUCUACUUAGACAAGGUCAGAGCUCUGGAGGAGGCCAACAAGGAGCUCGAGUUCAAAAUCAAAGAGUGGUAUAAGAAAUUCGGUCUGGAAGCUGGUAGUCGCGGAACCAAGCGAGACUACAACAAAUAUUUCCAGCUAAUUGAAGAGCUUCAGAAUCAGAUCUUGGAUGUGACCACUAGCGGUGCCAGCAUCAUGCUCCGGAAUGACAAUCUGCGAUUAGCUGCGGAUGACUUCAAACUGAAGUACGAGACCGAGCUGGCUCUAUGCCAGGGCGUGGAAGCCGACAUCAAUGGCUUGCGUAGGGUUCUGGAUGACAUGACCUUGUCUAAGACUGAUCUGGAGAUGCAGGUGGAAACUCUGAGGGAGGAAUUGGCCUACCUCAAGAAGAACCACGCAGAGGAAAUGAAAGGCUUGCAGCCUGCUUCGGGCUCGGAUGUGAGCGUGGAAAUGAACGCAGCCCCGGGAACGGAUCUGGCCAAACUUCUGAAUGAUAUGAGGGCUCAGUAUGAAAAUCUGGCGGAACAGAACCGCAAAGAGGCUGAAGCCUGGUUCCGCGACAAGAGUGAAUCAUUGCAACAGCAGAUUUCCAUGGUAACUGAUGAAUCCAACACAGCCAAGAGUGAGAUGAUAGAGCAGAAACGCACUCUCCAAGCCCUUGAGAUCGAGCUCCAAUCUGCCAUGGCCCUGAAAAACUCUCUUGAAGGAAGCUUGGGGGAAACGGAAACAAACUACAGAGCUCAGCUUUCACAAACCCAGGUUCAAAUCAGCGCGCUGGAGGCUCAGCUACUUCAGAUCCGGACUGAAAUGGAAAGCCAGAGCACGGAAUACAACCAGCUUCUGGAUGUCAAGACCCGCCUGGAGAAUGAGAUCGAGACCUACCGUCGCCUGCUAGAAGAAGAGGGAGGUCACGGCAGUGGAUCCAGAACAGGAAACCUAGUCAAAGAACCAACAAAAACAUUUCUGUACAAAACCAUCGUUGAGGAGCUGGUCGAUGGAAUUGUUGUUUCAUCUCAGAUAAAGAAUGUCCACCAAAGAUCGGCUUAAAAGAGACCUUGGGAAAGAAAACCCAUGAUUUGAGGACCCUUUAAUCUACUGCAUUUAGAGAUGCAAAA